Messenger RNA from Musa acuminata AAA Group (dessert banana), 815 nucleotides. RefSeq lists its product as uncharacterized. The transcript is spliced from 3 exons. Lineage: Eukaryota; Viridiplantae; Streptophyta; Magnoliopsida; Zingiberales; Musaceae. Bases 69 to 635 code for a protein of 188 amino acids. The record is from RefSeq and is a predicted model, not a curated record.
CCAACAUACGCUUUAUAUGCCUCCCCUCGCCAAAACCUCGGGUGAAAGAGAGUGGACAUCGAUCGGCCAUGGGGAACUGCCAGGCGUCGGAGUCGGCAGCGGCGGUGAUCCAGCACCCCGAUGGGAGGCUGGAGACGGCCUACUGGCCCCUCUCCGCCAGCCAGGUCAUGGCAUCAAACCCCGGCCACUACGUCGCCGUCAUCACCACCGUCACCCAUUCUAGCUCCUCCUCCUCCUCCUCCUCCACCAGCUCCUCCGACCGUCGUAGCAGCAGCCGUGGCAGCAGCGGCGGUGGCGGGAACUCGGUGAGGUACCUUAAACUACUCCGCCCAGAAGACACCCUCCUCGUCGGCCAUUUCUACCGCCUCGUCAGCUUCGAAGACGUUCUGAGAGAGUUCGGAUCCAAGAGGCGCGUGAGGCUGAGCAAGUUGCUGGCGAAGAAGAAGGGAGAGGUCAGAAAGCAGUGCGGCGAAGCGAAUUCUUCGCCUGUGGUGGCGUCCGAAGAGGGGGAGGCGCAGGAGGAGGUGGUGCGUACCUCUGGAAGUGAUAGCGAAAACAGCAACAGGGUGUCGAGGCAUGGACACUGGAGACCAACCUUGCAAACCAUCGCAGAGGCCGGAAGUUUCAAGUACUAGACUUGGUUCGUCCAGUUUUAGACUGGCAACCAUGACUCACGCUCGACCUCGAGUAAUAAGUCAUCGUUGGCCUGACAUCGAUCGCCAUUUGUAACUGAGCAGCGAAGAUCUGGAUUCGUUGUUUGUAGUCAUUUGGUUCUAAAAGAUACAGUCAACACGAAGAUUUGCGGUUCGCCAAAA